Molecule: messenger RNA, 636 nt
Organism: Onychostoma macrolepis
Lineage: Eukaryota; Metazoa; Chordata; Actinopteri; Cypriniformes; Cyprinidae
Product: fucolectin-1-like
Exons: 6
Coding region: 1-636 (211 amino acids)
Source: RefSeq, a predicted model, not a curated record
AUGGAAGAGAAUUUGGCAUUAAAAGGAACGGCUGUACAGUCGACCACAUAUUACCACUGGGGAGCAGCAAACGCCAUCGACGGCAUCAGAUACGCUCCAGGUGAAGCUUCAUACUGCUCCAUCACAUUAAACCAGCUCAACCAGUGGUGGAGGCUGAACCUGCUGGAAUAUUACUACAUUUACAAAGUGACCAUCACCAACAGAGCCGACUGCUACUCGGAGCGCAUGACUGGAGUAGAGAUCCGCAUCGGAAACUCUCUGGAAAACAACGGCAACAACAAUCCCAGAUGUGCUGUCGUCACUUCACAUGUUCCACUAGGCGGUACUGUCAGUUUCAACUGCAACGGAAUGGGAGGCCGUUAUGUAAACAUGUACCUGCCUAACAUCCAGACGUUUCUCACUCUGUGUGAGGUGGAGGUUUAUGGAACAGCUUAUAGAAAAAAAGUGUUUCUGAGGAUGAAAUUAGCCUCCAGUGUUGACACAACUGCAGUGAACAACACAUUUCUAAAUCAGCUGCGGUCUGCUCUGGGGUUGAGUUCAGUCUCUGAUGUUAAACUGUCCUGGUCAAGACUCCCCUACAGGGAAGCAACGCACAAGCAGAAGAAACCAACAAGGGCUUGUGCUGAUAAACGUUAA